Cyprinodon tularosa is the source of this 2454-nucleotide messenger RNA. RefSeq names its product atypical chemokine receptor 4b (gene ackr4b). Bases 202 to 1314 code for a protein of 370 amino acids. Gene Ontology annotation, molecular function: scavenger receptor activity; chemokine binding; chemokine receptor activity. The record is from RefSeq and is a predicted model, not a curated record. The transcript has 2 exons. Gene Ontology annotation, cellular component: membrane. NCBI's taxonomy places the organism in Eukaryota, Metazoa, Chordata, Actinopteri, Cyprinodontiformes, Cyprinodontidae. Gene Ontology annotation, biological process: chemotaxis; immune response; G protein-coupled receptor signaling pathway.
ACGUGGAGAAGGGACACACUUCCCAUGCCGGCAGUGAAGGGAGGAGGACUGUUUGAGAGGCACAGAUUAGUCAUUUCAGUCCAGGAGAAAAACAAAAACGUGCCUCCUUAGGAACCCACAACUACAGUUUUUGUGCACUUUACACAGGAUUAUCCUAACCUUUGGCAAUAUCUGGAAAAACAUUUGAAGUUUGCAGGAAAUAUGGAGGACUUCUACAGUGAGGAUUUGGACGGGAAUUUCAACGAUUCAUAUGAUUACGACUACGAACACAGCGUGUGUGAGAAAGAAUCAGUGCGUUUUUUCGGCAGCGUCUUCCUUCCCAUUAUCUACGCCCUGGCUUUGGUGGUCGGCCUAGCGGGGAAUGCCCUGGUAGUGGUAGUCUACACGUCCCGGUUGAGAAUGCGAACCUUGACUGAUAUGUGCAUCCUCAACCUGGCCAUAUCGGACCUGCUGCUACUCUUCACCCUGCCGUUCUGGGCUGCGGAUGCUGUCCACGGCUGGAAGCUGGGCCAGGUGGCUUGCAAGCUAACCUCCUUCCUCUACAGCACCAACUUCAGCUGUGGUAUGCUUCUGCUAGCGUGCAUAAGUUUGGAUCGCUGUCGGGCAGUAGCCCAAAACCCUAUGGGCAGAACUGGGACAAGCACACGACUGAGAAGGCAAUGGCUCCUUGUGUGCGCUGUGCUGUGGGCUUUGGCCAGCUUCUUUGGCCUUCCUGAACUUAUCUUCUCCACAGUGAAGAUAUCCCAUCAUCGAACCAGCUGCACUGCCAGCUACCCACCCAGUAUGGCGCGACCUGCAAAAGCUGCCCUGGAACUGCUGGAGGUGAUCCUUCGAUUCCUUCUUCCUUUCCUGGUCAUGGUGGUCUGCUACUCGUUAAUAGGCAGGGCACUAGCUAAGGCUGCUGGGGUGCGUAAAGAACGCAAGUGGCGAGCCCUGAGGGUCCUCCUCGCUGUUGUUGCCGUCUUCCUGCUCACCCAACUGCCCUACAACAUAGUAAAGCUUUGUAAAGCCAUGGACAUCAUCUACCACCUCGUCACGGACUGCGAAGUCAGCAAGGGCUUGGACCGCGCUCGCCAGGUGACGGAGAGCCUGGCACUCUCCCACGCCUGCAUCAACCCCCUCCUCUACGCCUUCAUCGGGUCUUCCUUCAGAGGACAUGUCCUGAAGGCUGCCAAGCACCUUGGACAGAGACUUGGAGGACAUUCAAGACAAGUCAACGAAGAGCCUGCGGUGGAGAUCGCACUCCACUCACCGAGUCACAACCAAUCUCAGUCUGGUUCGGAGGACCAGGACACCAGCACCUUCACUAUCUAAGACUACGUCAUGAACAUGUGCCAACAAUCUUUAUCGGUAAAUAUGUGCAAAAAGCCUUCAAAGAAAUGCAUCAAUGAUUAAAGUUGCAUAUUUUCAAACAAAAACACAAGCGAAAAGCUUUUAUUUUAGCUAUUUUCAUACCGUAAGUAGGGAAUACAUAUCUCAAAAUCAAUAUAAUUUGAUCAAAAUAGUCUUAUUUUGAAAAUAAACAUUCUUCUUUUUUUUAUUCAUUUAUUUUUCAUCUAAACAAAUAGAAAUCUAAAUAUACUGAACCAAACAGAAAGCUUUCAUCUCAAAGAACACAUAACCAGAUUGGCUUUGUGUUAAGUCUGUUGCACAAAGACAUGCGGCAGGAGGAAACUGAAAUCAAACUAUAUUUAUCUGUUUCCAAGCCACUCUUAAGACUUUUCUAAAUGACAAAUAAUAAAAAGAAAACCAGAAUCCUAAUCUUAAUAUCAUCAAAACAAUUUUUUAUUAAAACCUUUCCUGUGACGAACCUACUGCGAUAAAAAAUGAAUAUAUCCUAAGGCUUUUUGCACAUUAUUUCCACAUGUACCAAUAUAACUGUCUGUCACUGCAUGUAAGCAUAACUCAUGCCUAUUUUUACUUGAUAUAUAUGUCCAUGUAUUAACUAUCAUACAACAAGCUAGAAACAAGUAGCCACACAUAUCAACUCAUAGGCUAAAUACUAUGUAAAGUAAUGUUAUAUGCACUAAGCUAUGUUAUUUUGUAUAAAUAAUGUAUUUUCUUAAAUAAAAGAACAAAGCCUCCAGCAACAUGAAUCUGCUCCAAUUAAACACAGCUGAACCUCUCACUGCUCAGGGGAGCCGUUCACAGAAACUCCGAUCCAACUUUACAAUCAACUCUGUCUUCCAAAAGCUCAUCUGCGUCGCAUUUCAUCACAUCCUGCGGCUUUGGGUUGGGGAUGACAGAUGGCUCGGUUGCACAGUGGGUGACCCAUUGAGUCGGAAAACAUUUGGCAAGUAAAGACAGGACAGCUCGCAGCAGGAAGGACCCCUCCAUGCUAUCAGAGUAGUAAACAGCAAAGUUGUAUUUUCCUUAGAGGAGCUUAAAGUUUAACCGCUGUUUUUCAUCCAUUUAUAUUUGUUUAUUUCAAUAAAAUAAAGUUGAAAGAAUGAA